Molecule: messenger RNA, 2087 nt
Organism: Copidosoma floridanum
Lineage: Eukaryota; Metazoa; Arthropoda; Insecta; Hymenoptera; Encyrtidae
Product: phospholipase ABHD3-like
Biological process (GO): medium-chain fatty acid catabolic process; medium-chain fatty acid biosynthetic process
Molecular function (GO): acetylesterase activity; monoacylglycerol lipase activity
Source: RefSeq, a predicted model, not a curated record
UUACUCGUCGAUACUCGUGUACGCUCGCAGUUGUCAUCCCCAGAGCGCCCCGAGCUGUUCGUGUGGCACGAGCUUUCGCUCCGGGGACUGUUUUUGCUCCCCAUCGUAAAAAAAUUACAAAAUACCAAUAUUUGAAACGAAAAAAAAAUAAUAAUAAUAAAAACUAGUGCGCGCAAGUAAAGAAGAGGAGUGUGUUGCAUCGGCCUGAAAAGUACAUCAGGGAUAUCGGCAAAAGGGCAGUGCAAUACGCAUAUACACACACAUAUAUAUACAUUUUUUACAAUUAUACGGCGACUGGCCACGGCCGCCACGUGGGCACGCCGUGGGUGAUGGAGGGCCUAAAGAUGAUGCCGCUCAACGUCCUCGAGUGCGCCCUCUGUUUACCCCAAUACUAUUACGGGGCGCUUCUCGGUCUUGGUUUCGUUGCAUACUAUCUCAUAGACGUCGUCAAAAUUCCACUGCUGGUGUGCGCCGAAGGUCCCUUCUACGAUUUCCUGACCGACAAUUUACCGAUUUUGAGGAAUCGCUUCUGGCCAACGCUGUGGUGCUUCGAGGCUCGCGCCCAGACCAUAUUCGCGAGUGUCGUACGCGCGAAAAUGAUGCCGCGCAUGAAGUACCGCAGAGAAAUGCUGACGCUAUCGGACGGUGGGGAAGUGGCCCUCGAUUGGGCGGAAGAAAAUUCGAAUCCAUCCUCGCCUGUGAUCAUCAUCCUGCCCGGAUUGACCGGAGCCAGCCAAGCCGAGUACAUCAAGUGCCUGAUUUACGCUGCCAAAAGUUUGGGCUUCAAGUGCGUGGUGUUCAACUACAGGGGCAUGGGUGGCAUUAAAAUUAAGACGCCAAAACUUUACUGCGCAUCGGCCUGCGAGGACUUGGCCGAGGUGAUCGACCACAUCUCCGAGCUUCACCCGCAAGUCCCGAUCGGCGCGACCGGAAUAUCAAUGGGCGGCCUACUGCUGGGGAACUACCUCGCCCAGUACGGCACCAAGGCGAUCGGCAAGCUAAGAGCCGCCCUGAUAAUUUCGGUGCCGCUCAACUUGUUCGAGGCCACCAAGAGCAUCGAGAAGCCGUACUUGAACCUCAUACUCAACAAGCACCUCUGCUUCAAUCUCCAGAGGAUACUCAGGCGCCACGUGCCCAAGGAGGGCUUUCCCAAUUUGGAUUUGAAUGAAAUUUACAAGUGCCAGACCGUCCGGGAGUUCGACCAACACUUCACCGCCCGGCACUUUGGCUUCAAGGACGCCGACGACUACUACGCGAGCGCCACCCUCCACGACAAGUUGCACCUCAUCGAGAUACCCGUUCUGUGCCUCAGCGCUGCCGACGACCCUUUUCAGCCGCUUCACGUGACGCCUUUGAAAGAGAUCAGGAAUUCGAGGAACGUGGCCAUAAUCGUCACACCCCGAGGAGGACACAUUGGGUUUUUAGAGGGAGUGUGGCCCCUCGGAGAGGAGCAGUACAUCGGCAAGAUGCUGUCGCAAUUUUUCACCGCAGUUUUCACCCUAGGCAAGGAACACCCGGCCUUCAGUUGAUGCCUCGGCAUUGGCUCCACUUGACCGUCUUAUCGAGUUCAUUUUAUGCAUACAUAUAUACAUACCUACGUACUUAUAUAUUAAUAUUAUUACAUGUAAUUGAUGAGACACACACUAUGUUGCGUUUUACGGUGGCACAAGGAUUUUUUUUUUCCAUCCCUUUCUCUCGUGACGUUAAUUUAAGAGUUUUAUCAUCGGUUAUGGUGUUUACGCGGAACGAGACUGAUACUUUUCUUUUCUCUUUUUUGGUGUUGUAUGUACAACAAUUGCUGUUUUUCAUGGUUCGACGAUCUUUGUUUUUGUUGCAAUGUCACACACAACACUAUAUAUUAUACGUAUAAUGUACACACGUAAUGUAUCGUAUCGUCGACUAUAAAUACGUAUUUAGACAAUUAAAAAAAGUGCCUAAGAGUCAAAUAAUUUGUAUGAUAUAAGUAUAUUAUGAUAUAUAAAUAGUGAUAAAUUAAGUACCAUGCGUUCAUUAGUUUGUAAAUGUUACUUUUUCUAUAGGAAUCCCAUGUGAAUGAUUAUCGAAUAAAAGCUGAUUGAAAAAGAAAA